AUGGCGUCUGUUAAGAAGCUCCUCAUAGACUCACUGUAUGAUUUGGAUAAAGCUCAGCUGAAAAGGUUUCGGUGUUUUCUGAGGGAUGAUUAUAAGUUUCCAGCUUCUGGACUGGAGGAAGCAGAUGUCUUAGAUACAGUAGAUAAGAUGGUGGAGCGUGAGAAACAUGAAGGAGCUGUGAACAUCACACUGGACAUCCUGAAGAAGAUAAAUCGGAACGACCUGAGUGAAGAACUAGAGAACAAACUCAAAUCCCAAGGCGUCUGUGCAGUUGACAGUAAAGCUGUUGAUGUGGAUUACGGUGAGUUCACCAACAUACUGAAGAAGUUAUUAAAACAGAAUUAUGAGAGAAUAUUGGACGGUAAUUCAGAUACCAGCCGUCAGAGAUACCUGGAAGAUAUUUACACAGAUCUCUACAUAAUGGAGAAUGAGACGGGUGGAGUAGUGAAUUUACAUGAAGUGAGACAGAUUAAAUCAAACAGAACUGCUGCUGAUGACACGUCAGUCAUGUGUAAUGACAUAUUUAAAGUCCAGCGUGAUACAGGUCGACAAAACAGAAAAGUGCUGACGCUGGGCAUCGCAGGUGUGGGCAAAACUGUCUCUGUCAGUAAAUUCAUCCUUGACUGGGCUGAAGGAAAAGAAAAUCAGGAAAUCGUCUUUAUUUUUCCUCUGGCUUUCCGUAAACUGAAUCUGAUUUCAGGAAACCGCAGUCUAUUGGAACUGAUAAAUGAAAACUUCUUUAGUUCUGAUAAACAACUGUCAUCACUGCCUAAAGAAGAAGGUAAAGUGAUGUUCAUCUUUGAUGGUCUGGACGAGUGUCGCUUCUCUUUGAGCUUUAAGAACAGUGAGGGAUUUACAGAUGUUACUAAAGAAACUACAUUGGAUGUCGUAAUAACAAACCUGAUCAAGAAAAAUCUGAUUCCCUCUGCUCUCAUCUGGAUCACCUCUAGACCAGCAGCAGCCCACCUGAUACCUCGACUCCACAUUGAUCAGGUGACAGAGUUACGAGGAUUCAAUGAUGAGCAGAAGGAGAAAUACUUUAAAAAAAACAGCAAAACUGACAUGUCAGAGAGAAUCAUCUCACACAUCAAGACAUCCAGAAGUCUGUACAUCAUGUGUCAUAUUCCCGUCUUCUGCUGGAUCUGUCUCAAUGUUCUCCAGCCUCUGAUCACUCAAGAGAAUCAGGACAAAACUCCCACAACUCUCACAGGGAUGUACAUCUACUUCUUACUCUCUCAGAUGGAACAGAUGAGAGCAAAAGAACAAAAUGACGAUCUUCCUCAGACUUUCGAAGAUGUUGUUCUGAAGCUCGGGGAACUGGCCUUCAAACAGCUUCAGAAAGGAAAUCUGUUUUUCUAUAAAGAAGAUCUUGAGGAAUGUGGGCUGGAUGUCCGUGACGGUUUGGUUUUCUCUGGGUUAUGCACUCAGAUGUUUCAGGCAGAAAAGCCAGUUUCUGGGAGAAAGGUUUUCAGUUUUGUACAUCUCAGUGUUCAGGAAUUCCUCGCUGCUCUUUACGUGCUUCUCAUUUACAAAAACAAAAAAACAAACCCAUUCCGACUCACUCUGCGAAACAAACUAAAAAUGACAUUCAAGAAAAAUUCACUGGUUGACCUUCAUAAGACUGCUGUUAAAAAUGCUCUUCAGAGUAAGAACGGACACCUGGAUCUUCUCCUGCGGUUCCUCAUGGGUCUCUCUCUGGAGUCAAAUCAGAAUGAGCUGAAAGAACUUCUGCCCUCAAUGAAGAUCAAAGCAGAAGACAUGAGACAGACUUGUGAAUAUAUCAAACAGAAAAUUAAGAAUGAAGAAUCAUCAGAGAAGAGCAUCAAUCUCUUCCACUGUCUGAAUGAACUGAAGGAUGAUUCACUGAUCACAGAAAUCCAGAAGUAUCUGAAUUCAGAAGAUCUUUCAGCACAAGAUCUCUCUUCUGGUCAGUGGUCUGCUCUGGUGUUUGUGCUGCUGAUGUUUGAAGAGACUCAAGAGAUGUUUGAGAUGCAGAAAUACAGACGAUCUGAUGAAGCUCUGAUUCGACUUCUGCCAGUGAUCAGAAACACCAGAAGAGCUCUGUAA
Messenger RNA from Triplophysa dalaica, 2067 nucleotides. Its product is annotated as protein NLRC3-like. The transcript is spliced from 3 exons. The record is from RefSeq and is a predicted model, not a curated record. The coding region runs from base 1 to 2067 and encodes 688 amino acids. NCBI's taxonomy places the organism in Eukaryota, Metazoa, Chordata, Actinopteri, Cypriniformes, Nemacheilidae.